This is a messenger RNA of Aphidius gifuensis, 498 nucleotides long. RefSeq lists its product as uncharacterized. The transcript is spliced from 3 exons. Lineage: Eukaryota; Metazoa; Arthropoda; Insecta; Hymenoptera; Braconidae. The record is from RefSeq and is a predicted model, not a curated record. The coding region runs from base 50 to 424 and encodes 124 amino acids.
GAGAGCUUUCAGUCAACACUCAACAACAGUCAACAACAUAUUAGUCAACAUGUUUGGCCUAUUACGACAACCAUUACUAAAAUCUGUUAGAAUUGCACAGUUUGGUGUUAAAAAUUUUGCACAACCGAUCCCAAGAGUAUUCCAAAAAUCAUAUGGAAGAUUUCGAAGGACUGAAAAUGUGAUUCACAAGUACGAUUAUUCCGAGAAAACAAACUUCAUGGUUGCAUCAUUUGGAGGGGACAUGACCCUACUUGUACUUUGCGCCAUUAUCUGGUUCAACAUUUUCAUGAUGAUACAGAGUGAUCCAGAGAAACCACAAACCAACAAAAAAAAAAGUCCAUACAUGAUUCAAUUCCACCAGUGUACUAUAACUAUCAACAACUUCUAUUUUGGGCAAUCACCACAAACAAUAAAACAUAAAUAAAACUAUGAUUUUAUUUUUUGUAAUCAACAAGUAAUAACUAAUAAGCUACUUGUGAUGAAAAUUUAAUAAUAUUA